AUGGAGAUGUCGUCAACAGCAGAACCCGCCAGAAAACGAAGAAAACCCAAUGAGGCAGAGAAGAAUAUGUCAUUCAUGAUCAAUCAUCAUGCCGCUGUGGCGGCCACUGUCACGCCAAUCAAAACACCAAAGGCAUCGAAUUCGACUGCAUCAGAGGCUGACAUUGACGAGGAUACCAUCACUCAUCUCACUUUUGAAAACGAAGAUGCGACACGCCACAACGAGAGGAAUAAAGCAAACGACGAGGGAAAGCAGGAGGAGAUUGACAAACUAGUAGUUGUGACACAGCUCAUAGAAAACUUGCGAUUCGCCAUGUCUUUCGAGGCAGCAGAGAAGGCAAUUGAUAUGCUAUUCCAAGAAUUACAUACAGAAGAUGCAAAUGUUUCUACGUACGAUCCACGAAAAACGACCACCGCGUUCCACAACCCCGACCAUAUUUCUCUGCCCGUUGCCAAGGUCAUUACGAGAUCCAAUGGCGUGUUGACCAUCUUUGUUGCGUUACAGGAGUUCCAACACUCGGGAUCAAAUAUGUUUCUCUGUAAGACACUUCGCCUUUUAAGUUUGAUCUCUAGUGAGGUCCCAGCGGCGGGCCAACAACUUAUCGAAUCAGGUGCUGUCCGAAGUUUGCUGAUGCUUGCACGCAAAGGAGCUCAUGUCGAUUGUCUCAAGCUGCAUAAGUAUGAUCAGAUCAAACGGAACUUUGAUUACUCGUUAAAGUCCAAUGUGGUUGGGAUCUUGGCCGAUUUGGUUUUUGGAUUGGGUUGGAACAUUUGCAAGCAAGUUGUUCCGGAAGAAACCCUGGAUUUUGUCAUUUCAGUUAUCAAGGAAUACCCAGAAGAUGAGUUCAUGCAACAUGUUGGCAUCGAAUAUUUACUCUGUGUGGGAAAGACUGGAGAUUCCGAAACAUCAACGAUGCUCCAAAAGAAGAAAGUUGGCCAUUUAUUUCUGGAAGCUUUGGAUAAUUUUCGACAUGAAAGUGUUGAAGUCAAAGAGAUGGCUCGAGAAGCCAUGGUUUGGUACUUUUCUAUUUAA
Messenger RNA from Cylindrotheca closterium, 1032 nucleotides. NCBI's taxonomy places the organism in Eukaryota, Bacillariophyta, Bacillariophyceae, Bacillariales, Bacillariaceae. The record is from the annotation of a GenBank genome assembly.